Messenger RNA from Amoebophrya sp. A120, 3200 nucleotides. NCBI's taxonomy places the organism in Eukaryota, Dinophyceae, Syndiniales, Amoebophryaceae. The record is from the annotation of a GenBank genome assembly.
UGCCAAGAACCAAGCCAAGCCUAAACGAGCAAUGAAAAAAGUGGUGAAGAGUUAGUGAGGUGAGAGUUGGCCCCCCUUCUCUCCGCUUGCUGGGAAUCGCUACUACUACUAGCACUACUACUAGUACUACUACUAGUACUACUACUUCUGCUACAUCAGAAGUCAAUGAGGUUCAAGGGUUGACUUUUUGGAAACCUGGACUUUAUUUGAUUCCUAGUUCUUCGACUUGUUGAAGCCCUGUCGCACAGUCUGUCACGCGCACCAUCCAGCGCUAUACGUGAGAGCAAGAUGACGCCUCCACGAGGUUUUUUUACUUUUACGUUGUGCUUGCGGUACGGCUUGCUUCCGUGGCGCGGCGCAGGCGAGCUAGCGCCAACCCUCUUACCGGAGAACGUCACAGACGCCUUCAUCGACCGCUCACCGCAUUCCCGCUACGACGACUCACAGCAAGUGCGCACGGUCGUUGUAGAUACCGCCGCGGAGUUUACGGAUGAGGAAGAACGGGCGGGCGAGUCGGGUUUUGUGGAGAAAUCAAUAUCCGGCGAUUCCAGCGCGAUUGGAGAGUUAGAAGAAGCACCCUCCACCACUAAAAUUGCGGCGGAUGACCAGACGGAGCAAGGAGAUUUUUACCGCGCUGCCGGGGAGAAGGGGUUGCAGCGGAGCGGACACGGGAUUGGAGCGGAUUACUCAGAAGUCGGAACGAAUGACACGGAGUCCACAGGAUCAGGAGUGGUCAACUCGUUUCUAGUUACAAAAGCAGGCGCAUCCACAUCAACUUCAACAAGAUUGGCGGAUACCGUUCGCCACACAGCAAAAGCGAUCGGAGGGGUUGGCUCCAUGUACAUGGGACUACCUACCGUGUGGGGCGAACGGAUUGGUGACCUGGUUGCGAGAGGAACCCUGCGAGGAGGUAAGCUGGCCAUCGAGGCAGCGUGGAGACUCCAAGAGGCAAUACGCGAGAAGAUGAUGCACGGCGUGCAAAUUUUGUUUGACCUGUCGCAGCGAAAGCUCCAGGAGAUUUCCAAGAAGUGGGAAGAGCACAAGCAGAGACAUCCCAGCCUCGCGUGGUUUGCUGUGCACGUGGUGGAGGCAGAACCAGGUGCCCUAGUACGUCCUCUAGCAGACUUCAUCGGAACACAGAUCGCCGAUCACCACAGGAAGUUUUCGCUUUGGACGCACUUGCAGAAGUGGUUCUGGGAGGACCUUGGCGUGCUCAACUCCAUCCAGCAGCUGCAUGUUGUGACGGACAAAGAUUCCUAUCGCGAACUGAAAGGGAAAAGCGAAGCUGGAGACACCGACUACAACAAAAACUUGGUGUUCGAAAACCACGCAUGGCUCAACAGCCUCGCUGAUCGUGAUCGGGAAGAUCACUCUGCUCCUGGUCUUGACCGAUGGCGGAAAGCAGAGCUUUAUCGUACAAUGGUGUUUGCUAAAGCUGUGUACGAAGCGAACCCGAUUGACGCAAUCAAGAAGCCUGGCGCUUUUCUUAUAGAAAGCGCAGCGCCGGGGGUGACAGAUGAGGAUCGGGAGAUGAAAGACCACUCGGGAAGAAAGGAAUAUGUAGACGACUUUAGCAAUGUGGACCAGUUUGCGUACUAUAUCGACGCGAAGCUCAACGAGCCUGCGUACAUGAUCCUGCGGGACGACUUGUUGCAGGCUAUUGUCGUGGUGAUUCAAGGGACUGCCGGCCCGGCCGACAUCCGAACGGAUCUGCACUAUGGAGACUGCUGGGUGCCGUUGGCGGACUUCGGCGUCGGCAAUGAGAAGUUGCAUCACCAUUCUGUCGACCACGAAAAACAGGCCGUGGAGCACAACCCGCAUCAUCCGGCCGUGCACAAACACCCGGACCCGCAACACCGUCACUCGCAUGACGCAAAUCACAUUUGUACACGACAGAAGCACAAACGAGACAAGCAAACCCACUCCGUGAAUGAAAUGGUCCGAGUACACGCGGGCUUCUUCAAAGCAGCGCACUACGUCAGCUUCAAGACGUUCAAGCUCGUGCACAACAUGCUGAAACACGAUGAACAUGAAAAGUACAAACGUGUGAUCAUCACAGGCCACUCUCUUGGUGCCGCUACUGCUCAGUUUGUUUACGCCAUGUGGCGCGGAACGAAAGCGUUCCAUGACAUCGACCACGCGCGAAAGAAACACGCCAAGAAAGCGAACCGCGACCAUCACCCUAUUGAAGUCAAGUGCUACGCCCACGCGAACCCGGGCAUGAUCAGCACGCACGCCCAGGUGCACCAUUUGAAGGAGCAGGCGAGAAAAGGCACGAUCAAGGCCUCUGACUUACUUUUCCCGUUCAAAUCGUUUCUCACUACCAUAUUCACUGGAAAUGUGUCAAUGUUUGGGUGUGGCGGAGUACAAAACCGUUUCCAUGUCUAGGUACUUAUUCUGCAACAUGAGAGACUUCGCUCGUUGCGUCGCAAGAAAUGGACAACUUGUGGCACUCAUGUAACGCGGAUGUCUGUGUAAUGGCGUUCCACUAGAGAGCUAGCAUUACAUCACGAGCAAAGCUCGUAUCCGUAUCGUUCCAGACCCAGGCAUAACUUGGUUUGCAAUGCAUAGAUCAUAGCCGGCUACGACGUCGUGCCGCGUGUGAACUACCCAGAGCGGCUAAAGAAUAUGGCGGAUGCGGCUUUCGCUGUUCUAAGCACAGCCGACACGGAGUCCGAAAACUGGAACAGCGAAAAUUCGGCUGCCAGCGAUCUCUGGACAGCAGUCGACACAGCCCAGUCUGAAGAACUGAAGCAACCCACCGACGCGAAAUCUGGUGGAGCACUCCCGUCUGGGCAACUGGUGCUGUAUUUGCCGGGGCCACCGGAACCCGCACCACCAGAAGAAAGCCAUGUGGCGGGAGUGUUUGGCUUUGCAAUUGUUCAUCAAGAAACCUUUAAAAAUCCUAUUUUCAGCAUGAAAGCGUUACUUUCGCAUGACGGUGCGAACUACAUCGCGAAAUUGGCAAAGCUGUUUGUUUCUACUCCCAAUGGGCUGCUGCGUCCAAUUGCUCGCGACAGCAUGCAUUCUGCGUAAUCGCUUAUCUGUGAAUCCCGUUGUAGUUAUUUUUCUCAUAUGAAUCUGGUUGACGUUGAGUUCUGCUUUUGUUCGUAAAAGUAUUCUAUUGGUUUUUUUUUGCACUGCAAGCACUUUUUUUCCUUGUUUUCGUUUUGCUUGUAGAAAAUCGAUUUGCUGUCCCU